AUGUAUCUUUGUGUUGCCACGAAUAUUGCUGGGAAUGUGACUCAGUCUGUUAAAUUAAGUGUCCAUGUUCCUCCAAAAAUACAGCAUGGAAUUAGACACAUAAAAGUCCAAGUCGGCCAGAGAGUAGACAUCCCAUGCAAUGCCCAUGGGUCACCACCUCCUGUGUUCACCUGGUUUAAAAGUGCAAGGCCCAUGCCAAUUGAUGGGGUGCAGCUUCCUAGCAAUCCAAAUGGAACUCUGAGCAUCGAGCAGGCUGUGAUCUCAGAUGCAGGCACGUACACAUGCGUUGCCACUAACACAGCUGGCACUGAUGAAGCAGAGGCGACACUACACGUCCAAGAACCACCUACAGUGGAAGACCUGCAGCCUCCUUUUAACACGCCAUUCCAAGAAAGACUGGCCAAUCAGCGCAUCGCAUUUCCAUGCCCUGCAAAAGGUACUCCUAAACCAACCAUCAAGUGGUUACACAAUGGCAGAGAGCUGACGGGGCAAGAGCCUGGGGUUUCUGUCUUGGAGGAUGGUGCACUGUUGGUGAUUGCUUCUCUCACACCACACAACAAUGGCGAGUACAUCUGUGUGGCCAUCAACGAAGCUGGGACCACAGAAAGGAAGUACAACCUCAAAGUUCAUGUUCCACCAGCAAUUAAAGAUAAGGAACAUUUGACAAAUGUGUCCGUGUUGGUAAACCAACUGGCCAGUCUCUACUGUGAAGUAGAAGGAACUCCCUCACCUGUCAUCUCAUGGUAUAAAGACGAUAUCCAGGUGACAGAAAGCAGUACUGUUCAGAUCGUGAACAAUGGGAAGACACUAAAACUCUUUAAAGUAUCUGCAGAGGACAUGGGAAGAUAUUCCUGCAAAGCACUUAAUAUUGCAGGAACUGCUCAGAAGUACUUUAAUGUCAAUGUACUAGUUCCACCCAGCAUAAUAGGUGCCAGCUUCCCAAAUGAGGUCUCAGUUGUUCUUAACCACAACGUCACCCUGCAGUGCCAUGUCAGAGGCUCUCCCUUCCCUGCUAUCCACUGGUUCAAGGAUGGCAAGCCUUUAUUUUUGGGAGAUCCCAACAUUGAGCUUUCAGACACAGGACAGAAUCUAUAUCUGAGGAAUGCACGGAGAAGUGACAAGGGGCGCUACCAAUGUGCCGUGUCUAAUGCAGCGGGCAAACAAGCCAAGGAUAUAAAACUGACUGUCUAUGUUCCACCGAGUAUUAAAGGAGGAAAUGUUACCAUAGAAAUAUCUGCAUUGCUCAACAGCAUAGUUAAGCUGGAAUGUGAGACCCGAGGGCUUCCAGUGCCGACCAUUACCUGGUAUAAGGAUGGCCAGGUAGUCAUAUCCAGCUCACAAGCACUUUAUAUUGAUAAAGGACAAUUUCUUCACAUUCCAAGAGCACAGGUCUCUGAUUCAGCAACAUAUGCAUGCCAUGCAUCCAAUGUCGCUGGAAUGGCUGAAAAAUCAUUCCGUGUUGACAUCUAUGUUCCUCCAAUAAUUGAGGGUGACUUGGCCACACCCUCAAAUAAGCAAGUUGUUAUUGGUCAGUCAUUGAUCCUGGAGUGUAAAGCUGCUGGCAACCCUCCUCCCAUUCUCACGUGGUUAAAAGAUGGUGUACCUGUGAAAGCCAGUGACAACAUCCGCAUAGAAGCAGGUGGGAAGACACUUGAAAUCUUGAGUGCUCUAGAAGUUGACCAAGGACAAUACAUAUGUGUGGCUACCAGUGUGGCAGGAGAAAGGGAAAUCAAAUAUGAAGUUGAUGUCUUAGUACCACCAACUGUGGAAGGAGGAGAUGAAACAUCUUACUUGAUUGUGAUGGCAAAUAACUUACUGGAGCUAGAUUGCCAAGUCACAGGCUCUCCCCCACCAACUAUCAUGUGGCUAAAAGGUGGUCAGUUAAUUGAUGAAAGAGAUGGAUUUAAGAUCUUACUAAAUGGACGCAAACUGGUUGUUGCUCAGGCUCAAGUGUCAGACACAGGUCUUUACCAGUGUGUGGCAACGAACAUUGCCGGGGACCACAGGAAGGAAUUUGAAGUGACUGUUCACGUUCCUCCAACAAUCAAAUCCUCAGACCUUCCCGAGAAGACUGUGGUGAAAUACAAGCCAGUCAUCUUGCAAUGCAUAGCCAAUGGUAUUCCAAACCCAUCCAUUACAUGGCUGAAGGAUGACCAGCCUGUGAACACUGCCCAAGGAAACCUCAGAAUACAGUCUUCUGGUAGAGUUCUCCAGAUUUCCAAGGCUCUUUUGGAAGAUGCUGGCAGAUACACAUGUGUGGCUACCAAUGCAGCUGGAGAAGCCCAACAGCACACUCAAUUGCAUGUGCACGAACCUCCCAGCCUGGACGAUGCAGGAAAGAUGCUGAACGAGACCGUGGUGGUGAACAACCCCAUUCGGCUGGAGUGUAGAGCAGCAGGCAAUCCUCCUCCCGUUAUUAUGUGGUACAAAGACAACCACCCACUCUCGGGCUCCACAAGUGUAGUCUUCAUGAACAGAGGGCAGAUCCUUGAUAUUGAGAGGACUCAGAUCUCGGAUGCCGGCAUCUAUAAAUGUGUAGCCAUCAACUCUGCUGGAGCCACAGAAUUAUUUUACAGUCUCCAAGUUCAUGUGCCUCCUUCCAUCUCAGGUAGCAGUUCCAUGGUGGAGGUGGUGGUGAACAAUCUAGCAAGGUUAGAAUGUGAAGCCAGGGGCAUCCCUGCCCCGAGUCUGACCUGGUUGAAAGAUGGGAGCCCUGUCUCUAGCUUUGCUAAUGGAAUACAGGUUCUCUCUGGGGGUCGCAUCUUAGCAUUGACCAGUGCACAAAUGAGUGACACAGGAAAGUACACCUGCGUGGCAGUGAACGCUGCUGGGGAGAAACAAAGGGACAUUGACCUCAGAGUAUAUGUUCCACCCAAUAUUAUGGGAGAAGAACAGAAUGCCUCUGUCCUCAUUAGCCAAGCUGUGGAGUUAAUCUGUCAGAGCGAUGCUGUGCCCCCACCUACUCUGCUGUGGCUAAAGGAUGGCCGCCCUUUGUUGAGGAAACCAGGCGUCAGUAUCUCUGAAGAUGGAAGUGUGCUAAAGAUUGAAGAUGCUCAGGUCCAAGACACUGGUCGUUACACCUGCGAAGCGACCAAUGUAGCUGGGAGAACUGAGAAAAACUACAAUGUUAACAUCUGGGUACCACCUAGUAUUUAUGGAUCUGAUGAACUUGUGCAACUUACGGCCAUUGAAGGGAAUCUCAUCACUCUGCUGUGUGAAUCAAGUGGAAUUCCACCCCCAAAUCUUACUUGGAAGAAGAAAGGCUCUCUGGUGUUGGCUGACUCUGUUGGACGAGUUCGUAUUUUGUCUGGAGGCAGGUGGCUACAAAUUUCAGUUGCCGAGAAAGCAGAUGCAGGACUCUACACAUGCGUGGCAUCCAGUGUGGCCGGAAUUGCGAAUAAAGACUAUAAUCUGCAAGUUUACGUUCGACCAUCUAUAGCCAACAGUGGCAGCCACCGCCCCGAAUUGAUUGUCAUCCGUGGGAAGAGCAUUUCCUUGGAAUGCGAGGUGCAGGGUAUUCCUCAGCCGACAGUGACCUGGAUGAAAGAUGGCCGCCCCUUGACCACUGGAAAGGGAGUGGAAAUAUUGGAUGAAGGUCGCAUCCUUCAGCUGAAGAAUGUUCAUGUAUCUGACACAGGCCGUUAUGUGUGUGUUGCCGUGAAUGUGGCAGGAAUGACUGACAAAAGAUACGACUUAAGUGUUCAUGCCCCUCCAAGCAUCAUUGGGAACCAAGGAGUCCCCGAGAACAUCAGUGUGGUGGAAAAGAGCUCCAUAUCCCUGACUUGCGAAGCCUCUGGCAUCCCCCUGCCUUCCAUAACCUGGCUGAAAGAUGGCUGGCCCGUCAGCCUUGGCAGUUCUGUGAAAAUCCUCUCAGGAGGCAGGAUGCUGCGGUUGAUGCAGACCAGACCAGAAGAUGCUGGCCAGUAUACUUGUAUUGUAAGGAAUGCAGCUGGUGAAGAAAGGAAAGCGUUUGGACUUUCAGUAUUAGUUCCUCCUCAUAUUGUGGGUGAAAACACAUUGGAAGACGUGAAGAUUAAAGAGAAACAGAGUGUUACACUGACUUGUGAAGCGACAGGGAACCCUGUGCCACAGAUCACAUGGCACAAAGAUGGACAGCUUCUCCUAGAAGAUGAAGACCACCACUUCAUGUCUGAUGGCCGUUUCCUUCAGAUCACCAAUGCUCAAGUAUCACACACAGGACGAUACACAUGUUUGGCCUCUAACCCAGCUGGUGACAAAAGCAAAAGUUUCAGUCUCAAUGUGUUUGUAUCUCCAACAAUUGCUGGUGUAGACAGUGAUGGCAGCCCUGAAGAUGUCAUUGUCAUCCUUAAUAGCCCCACUUCGCUGGUCUGUGAGGCCUAUUCCUAUCCACCAGCGACCAUCACCUGGUUCAAGGAUGGCUCGCCUUUAGAAUCCAACCGGAAUAUCCGCAUUCUUCCAGGAGGCCGCACUCUGCAGAUAUUGAAUGCACAAGAAGACAAUGCAGGGAGAUACUCGUGUGUGGCCACAAACGAGGCUGGAGAGAUGAUAAAGCACUAUGAGGUGAAAGUCUACAUUCCACCUGUCAUCAAGAAAGGGGACCUUUUAGGGCCGGGCCUUUCCCCUAAGGAGGUGAAGAUCAGGGUGAAUAACAGCCUGACUCUGGAGUGUGAAGCUUACGCCAUUCCUUCUGCCUCCCUCCGCUGGUACAAGGAUGGACAGCCCCUUAAAUCAGAUGAUCAUGUUAGCAUCGCUGCAAAUGGACACACUCUUCAAAUAAAGGAAGCUCAAAUAUCAGACACUGGCCGAUAUACUUGUGCUGCAUCUAACCUUGCAGGUGAAGACGAGUUGGAUUUUGAUGUGAAUAUCCAAGUUCCUCCAAGUUUUCAGAAACUCUGGGAAGUAGGAAACAUGCUAGACACCGGCCGGAGUGGUGAAGCCAAAGAUGUAAUCAUUAAUAAUCCCAUUUCUCUGCACUGCGAGACAAGCGCUGCCCCUCCCCCAACUCUGACAUGGUAUAAAGAUGGCCGCUCUCUGACAUCCAGUGACAGAGUAUUGAUUUUGCCAGGAGGCCGAGUGUUGCAGAUUGCCCGGGCUAAGGUAGAAGAUGCUGGGAGGUACACAUGUGUGGCUGUGAACGAGGCUGGGGAGGAUUCCCUUCAGUAUGACGUCCAUGUACUCUUGCCACCAGUUAUCAAGGGAGCAAACGGUGAUCUCCCAGAAGAGGUCACUGUGCUGGUGAACAAGAGUGCCAGGAUGGAGUGUGCAUCCAGUGGUAGCCCAGCACCGAGGAAUUCCUGGCAAAAAGAUGGGCAGCCCUUGUUGGAAGAUGAGCAUCAUAAGUUCCUAUCUGAUGGCAGGAUUCUUCAGAUUCUAAGUGCUCAAAUAACAGAUAUUGGGAGGUACGUGUGUGUCGCUGAGAACACAGCUGGGAGUGCCAAAAAAUACUUCAACCUCAACGUUCACGUUCCUCCAGGUAUCAUUGGUCCUACCCAUGAACAUCUCUCUGUGGUGGUGAACCAUUUUAUCUCUUUGACCUGUGAGGUUUCUGGUUUUCCCCCGCCUGACCUCAGCUGGCUCAAGAAUGAACAGCCCAUCAAGCCAAAUACAAAUGUUCUUAUCGUGCCUGGUGGUCGAACUCUACAAAUUAUUCGGGCCAAGGUAUCUGAUGUUGGCGAGUACACCUGCAUUGCUAUCAACCAAGCCGGAGAAAGCAAGAAGAAAGUCUCCCUGACUGUUCAUGUGCCCCCAAGCAUUAAGGAUCAUGGUAGUGAGUCUCUUUCUGUAGUUAACGUGAGAGAGGGGACCUCAGUGUCACUGGAAUGUGAGUCAAAUGCUGUCCCUCCUCCAGUCAUCACCUGGUCCAAGAAUGGGCGGACGAUAACAGAUUCUAUUCACGUGGAGAUCUUAACUGGUGGACAAACGCUGCACAUCAAGAGAGCCGAGGUGUCUGACACAGGCCAGUAUGUAUGUAGAGCUAUAAAUGUAGCAGGACGAGAUGAUAAAAAUUUCCACCUCAAUGUAUAUGUGCCUCCCACUAUUGAAGGGCCUGAAAGAGAUGUCAUUGUGGAAACAGUCAGCAACCCAGUGACAUUGACAUGUGAUGCCACUGGGAUCCCCCCUCCUACCAUAACAUGGUUAAAGAACCACAAGCCUAUAGAGAAUUCUGACCCCCUCGACGUUCACAUUUUGUCUGGGGGAACCAAACUGCAAAUUGCCAGACCUCAGCGUGCCGACAGUGGAAACUACACCUGUGUUGCAUCCAAUAUGGAGGGAAAAGCUCAGAAAAACUAUAUCCUGUUCCUUCAGGUUCCCCCAAGCAUUGCUGGUGCUGAAGUUCCAAGUGAAGUCAGUGUCCUUCUUGGAGAAAAUGUUGAGCUGGUCUGCAAUGCAGAUGGCAUUCCCACCCCACGUCUUCAGUGGCUUAGAGAUGGAAAACCCAUAGUGAAUGGUGAAACAGAAAGAAUCAGCGUCACUGCAGAGGGCAGCACAUUAAACAUCUACAGAGCUCUCACAUCUGACAUGGGGAAGUACACAUGUGUUGCUACUAACCCUGCUGGAGAAGAAGACCGAAUAUUUAACUUGAAUGUAUAUGUUCCACCUAAAAUCAGAGGUAAUGAAGACAAGGCAGAGAAACUGAUGGCUCUGGUGGACACGUCAGUAAAUAUUGAAUGCAAAGCCAUGGGCACACCUCCACCGCAGAUCAACUGGCUGAAGAAUGGCCUUCCUCUGCCCCUCUCCUCCCACAUCCGCUUGCUGUCAGCAGGGCAGGUUGUCAGGAUCAUGAGAGCUCAGGUGUCAGAUGUUGCUGUGUACACUUGUGUGGCCUCCAAUAGAGCUGGCGUAGACAGUAAGCACUACAGCCUUCAAGUCCUCGUGCCACCAAAUAUAGACAACGCAAUGGGAACAGAGGAAAUCACCAUUGUCAAAGGCAGUUCUACCUCCAUGACAUGCUUUACAGACGGAACCCCAACUCCAAGUAUGUCUUGGUUCAGAGAUGACCAGCCUCUGGUGCUUGAUGCUCAUCUGACCAUUAGUACUCAAGGGAUGGUCCUUCAGCUCAUCAAGGCAGAACCUGAAGAUGCUGGAAAGUACACCUGUGUGGCCUCAAAUGACGCUGGAGAAAUCAGCAAGCAUUUUGUCUUGAAAGUCCUAGAACCACCUCACAUCAAUGGAUCUGAAGGACCUGGAGAGGUAUCAGUAAUUGUGAAUGACCCACUUGAGCUGACCUGCAUGGCUUCUGGAAUCCCUGCUCCUAAAAUCUCCUGGAUGAAAGAUGGCCGGCCUUUUGUACAGACAGAUCAAGUACAGAUUCUGGAAGGAGGGGCCAUCCUUCGAGUAUCCAGUGCUCAGGUGGAGGAUACAGGAAGAUAUACAUGUCUGGCCUCCAGCCCUGCAGGGGAUGACGAUAAAGAGUAUCUAGUGAGAGUACAUGUGCCUCCCAAUAUUGUUGGAAUGGAUGAGCCCCAGGACUUCACUGUGCUAAGGAACAGACAGGUAACACUGGAGUGCAAAUCGGAUGCAGUGCCUCCACCUGUGAUCACGUGGCUCAAAAAUGGGGAGCGGUUACAGGCAACACCUCGAGUAAGAAUCCUGUCUGGAGGGAGAUACUUGCAAAUUAAUAAUGCAGAUGUGGGAGACACAGCCAACUACACCUGUGCUGCCAGCAACAUCGCAGGAAAGACUACAAGAGAAUUUAUCCUCACUGUAAAUAUUCCUCCAAGCAUCACUGGUGGUCCCCAGAGUCUUGUCACUCUCUUAAAUAAGUCGGUUGUGCUGGAAUGCUACGCUGAAGGUGUGCCAACCCCAAGGCUAACAUGGAGAAAGGAUGGGGCUGUGCUAGCUGGGAGCCACUCAAGAUACUCCAUCUUAGAAAGUGGAUUUCUUCAUAUUCAGACAGCACACGUCACAGAUACUGGUCGGUAUUUGUGUAUGGCAACCAAUGUGGCUGGAACAGACCGGAGGCGAAUAGAUUUACAAGUCCAUGUUCCUCCUUCUAUUGCUCCGGGUCCUACCAAUGUAACAGUAACCGUGAAUGUCCAAACUACUCUGGCUUGUGAAGCUACUGGGAUACCAAAACCAUCAAUCAACUGGAGAAAAAAUGGGCAGCUUCUUAAUGUGGAUCAAAAUCAAAAUUCAUACAGGCUCCUUUCUUCUGGUUCCCUUGUCAUUAUUUCCCCUUCUGUGGAUGACACUGCCAGUUAUGAGUGCACCGUGACGAGUGACGCUGGAGAGGACAAGAGAACAGUGGAUCUCACUGUCCAAGUUCUGCCCACCAUAGCUGAUGAGCCCAUGGAUUUCCUGGUAACCAGACAGGCCCCAGCAGUCAUGACCUGCACUGCUUUCGGAGUGCCAGUUCCCUCAAUUCACUGGACCAAAAAUGGCAUAAGACUGCUUCCCAAAGGGGACGGUUAUCGGAUUCUGUCCUCAGGAGCAAUUGAGAUAUUUGCCACCCAACUAAACCAUGCAGGAAGAUACACUUGUCUUGCUAGAAAUGCAGCUGGCUCAGCGCACCGGCAUGUUACCCUUCGUGUCCAAGAACCUCCAGUCAUUCAGCCCCAGCCAAGUGAACUGGAUGUCAUUCUAAACAACCCUAUCUCACUUCCAUGCGAAGCAACAGGGAUACCAAGCCCAUUCAUUACUUGGCAAAAGGAAGGCAUCAACGUCAUUGCCGCAGGCAAAAGCCUUGCUGUUCUUCCCAGUGGAAGCUUACAGAUCUCUAGAGCUGUUCGGGAGGACGCUGGCACUUACCUGUGUGUGGCUCAGAACCCUGCUGGCACAGCCUUGGGAAAAAUCAAGCUGAAUGUACAAGUUCCUCCAGCCAUUGGUUCUCAUCAGAAGGAAUAUGUCACUGCCGUGGAUAAACCUGUCUCUCUACUGUGUGAGGCAGAGGGCUUCCCACCACCUGACAUCACCUGGCAUAAAGACGGGCAUGCACUUACCGAAUCCCUUCGCCAGCGCAUCCUGAGCUCAGGCGCCCUGCAGAUAGCGUUUGCUCAGCCUGACGAUGCUGGCCAGUACACAUGCAUAGCAGCUAAUGUGGCAGGAUCCAACAGCAUGAGCACCACACUCACUGUCCACGUGCCUCCGAGGAUCCAAAGUACAGAAGUACACUACACAGUCAAUGAGAACUCCCAAGUUGUUCUCCCAUGUGUUGCUGAUGGAAUCCCCACGCCUGCGAUUCACUGGGGAAAGGACAGUGUUCGGAUAGCCAACUUGUUAGGGAAAUCCACUACCCGGCCAGAUGGAGACCUCAUCUUGGAAAAUGUUGUGCUGGAGGACUCUGGCACCUACACAUGUGUUGCUACCAAUGCCGCUGGUGAAGAUACACAUGCUGUGACGCUAACUGUUCAUUCCCUCCCCACCUUUACUGAACUUCCUGGAGACCUGUCAUUAAAUAAAGGAGAACAGCUACGCUUAAGUUGUAAAGCCACCGGCAUCCCAUUGCCCAAACUAACAUGGACCUUCAACAACAAUAUUAUUCCAGCCCACUUUGACAGUGUCAAUGGACACAGUGAACUUGUUAUUGAAAGGGUGUCAACGGAGGACUCGGGCACUUACGUGUGUACAGCCGAGAACAGUGUUGGCUUUGUGAAAGCGAUUGGAUUUGUUUACGUGAAAGAGCCUCCAGUCUUCAAAGGGGACUACCCCUCUAACUGGAUUGAACCACUUGGCGGCAAUGCGAUCCUAAACUGCGAGGUGAGAGGAGACCCUGCCCCAACCAUCCAGUGGAGCCGAAAGGGGGCCGACAUAGAAACCAACCACAGGAUCCAACAACUGGGUAACGGCUCCUUGGCCAUCUAUGGCACCGUGAAUGAAGAUGCUGGCAACUACACAUGCGUGGCUGCCAACGAGGCCGGGGUGGUGGAGCGCAGCAUGAGCCUGACUCUGCAGAGUCCUCCCAUUAUCACUCUUGAACCCCUGGAAACUGUUGUGGAUGCUGGUGGCAGAGUCAUAUUGGACUGUCAAGCAACCGGUGAACCUCAGCCAACCAUCACAUGGUCCCGCCAAGGGCACCCCAUCCCCUGGGAUAACCGAGUUACCGUGCUGUCUAACAGCUCCUUGUACAUCGCUGCUGCUCACAAAGAAGAUACCUCUGAAUAUGAAUGUGUAGCCCGAAACCUGAUGGGUUCUGUCCUUGUCAGAGUGCCUAUCAUAGUCCAAGUGCAUGGUGGAUUUUCUCUGUGGUCUGCCUGGAGGUCCUGCAGUGUCACAUGUGGAAAAGGCAUCCAAAAGAGGAGCCGACAAUGCAACAACCCACUUCCAGCUAAUGGUGGGAGGCCCUGCCAGGGGUCAGACUCAGAGACACGACACUGUCAAAAGAAGUUGUGUCCAGUGGAUGGUCACUGGUCAGAAUGGAGUUUCUGGGAAGAAUGCACAAGAAGCUGUGGGCAUGGCAACCAAACCAGGACCAGAACUUGCAGUAACCCGUCGGCUCAGCACGGCGGGCGGCCAUGUGAGGGGCAUGCUGUAGAAACCAUCAUGUGUAACAUUAGGCCUUGCCCAGUUCAUGGAGUGUGGAGUGUUUGGCAGCCUUGGGGUGCAUGCAGCAAAAGUUGUGGAAAAGGCAGUCAGUCGAGAACAAGACUUUGCAACAACCCACCACCAUCAUUUGGUGGAGCCUACUGCAGCGGAGCAGAAACCCAGAUGCAAGUCUGCAAUGAGAGACACUGUCCAGUUGACGGCAAGUGGGCAGCUUGGGCCAGUUGGAGCGCCUGCACGGUGUCCUGUGGUGGGGGUGCCAGGAAGAGAACGAGGGCGUGUUCUGACCCCGCGCCACAGUAUGGAGGAAGCCAGUGUGAGGGGAGUGAUGUCCAGAGUGAUUUUUGCAAUAGUGAUCCUUGUCCAACCCAUGGUAACUGGAGCCCGUGGAGUGGCUGGGGUACAUGCAGCCGAACUUGCAAUGGAGGGCAGACGCGAAGGUACCGCACGUGUGACAACCCACGUCCCUCCAAUGGAGGAAGAGCCUGUGGGGGGCCAGAUACCCAGAUCCAGAGAUGCAACACUGACAUGUGUCCUGUGGAUGGAAGUUGGGGAACAUGGCAUAGUUGGAGCCACUGUUCUGUCUCCUGCGGAGGAGGUGAAAGGAUGAGGAAGCGGCUAUGUGACAAUCCAGUGCCAUCCAAAAGUGGCCGUUCCUGUCCAGGAGAUGCCACUCAGGUAUCCAGAUGCAAUACACAGGCAUGUCCAGGUGGACCCCAGCGAGCCAGAGGGAGUGUUAUUGGGAAUAUUAAUGAUGUUGAGUUUGGAAUCGCGUUCCUUGAUGCCACAAUAACAGACAGCCCCAAUUCUGAUACAAGAAUAAUACAGGCCAAGAUUACCAAUGUGCCCCGAAGUCUUGGUCCAGCAAUGAGAAAGAUCAUUUCUAUCCUAAAUCCCAUUUACUGGACAACAGCAAAAGAGAUAGGAGAAGCAGUCAAUGGUUUUACCCUCACUAACGCAGUGUUCAAACGAGAGACCCAAGUGGAAUUUGCAACUGGAGAGGUCUUGCGGAUGACACACGUGGCACGGGGCUUGGAUUCUGACGGUGCUUUGCUGCUCGAUGUCAUCGUGAGUGGUUACGUCCUGCAGCUCCAGUCACCUGCUGAAGUCAGUGUGAAGGAUUACACGGAGGACUACAUUCAAACAGGUCCUGGGCAGCUCUACGCCUACUCAACCCGGCUCUUCACCAUCGAUGGCAUCAGUGUCCCCUACACAUGGAACCACACCAUUUUCUACGAUCAGGCCUGGGGGAAAAUGCCUUUCUUAGUAGAAACUCUUCAUGCAUCUUCUGUGGAGUCUAACUACAACCAACUAGAAGAGACACUGGGUUUUAAAAUCCAUGCUUCGAUUUCCAAAGGAGAACGCAGUAACCAGUGCCCCUCUGGCUUCACCUUAGACUCACUGGGACCCUUUUGUGCUGAUGAAGAUGAAUGUGCAGUCGGGAAUCCCUGCUCCCACAGCUGCCACAAUGCCAUGGGAGCCUAUUACUGCUCCUGCCCCAAAGGUCUCACGAUAGCUGCAGAUGGAAGAACCUGCCAAGACAUUGAUGAGUGUGCUUUGGGUAGACAUAGCUGUCAUGCUGGUCAGGACUGUGACAACACCAUUGGAUCCUAUCGCUGUGUGGUCCAUUGUGGAACAGGCUUCCGAAGAACUUCUGAUGGGCUAAGUUGUCAAGAUAUUAACGAAUGUCAGGAAUCCAGCCCCUGUCACCAGCGCUGUUUCAAUGUCAUAGGAAGCUUCCAUUGUGGAUGUGAAGCUGGCUAUCAACUCAGAGGCAGAAAAUGCAUUGAUGUGAAUGAAUGUAGACAGAACGUGUGCAGACAAGACCAGCACUGUAAGAACACCCGUGGUGGCUUUAAGUGCAUUGAUCUUUGUCCAAACGGAAUGACCAAGGCUGAAAAUGGAACCUGCAUUGACAUCGAUGAGUGCAGAGAUGGAACCCAUCAGUGCAGAUAUAACCAGAUAUGUGAGAACACGAGAGGCAGCUACCGCUGUGCGUGCCUGAGGGGCUAUCGGUCCCAAGGAGCUGGAAGACCCUGUAUCGACAUUAAUGAAUGUGAGCAAGUACCUAAACUCUGUGCACAUCAGUGCUCCAACAGCCCCGGCAGCUUCAAGUGUGUCUGUCCACCAGGACAACAUUUGUUAGGGGAUGGGAAAUCUUGCGCUGGAUUGGAAAGGCUGUCGGAUUAUGACACUCAGUACAGUAGCUAUAACCUUGCCCGGUUCUCCCCUGUGAGAAGUGACUAUCAACCUCUGCAGCAUUACAGACAGCACUCCCAGAUCUACAGCUCCUACUCUGAGUAUAGAAACAACAGAGCGUCUUUCUCCAGGAAUAGAAGGACUCUUAGGAAAACUUGCCCUGAAGGCUCUGAGGCAAACCAUGAGACAUGUGUAGAUAUUGAUGAAUGUCAGAACAGAGAUACUUGUCAACAUGAGUGUAAAAAUACCAUUGGAAGUUACCAGUGUGUCUGCCCACCCGGCUAUCAACUCAUGCUCAAUGGGAAAACAUGCCAAGAUGUCGAUGAGUGCCUGGAGCAGAAUGUACGCUGUGGGCCGAAUCGCAUGUGUUUCAACAUGAGAGGCAGCUACCAGUGCAUUGACACACCGUGUCCGCCCAACUAUCAACGGGAUCCUGUUCUGGGGUUCUGCCUUAAGAACUGCCCACCCAAUGACUUGGAAUGUACCUUGAGCCCAUAUGCCUUGGAAUAUAAACUUGUCUCUCUCCCGUUUGGAAUAGCUGCCAAUCAAGAUUUAAUCCGGCUGGUUGCAUACACACAGGAUGGAGUAAUGCAUCCCAGGACAACUUUCCUCAUGGUAGAUGAGGAGCCAACUGUUCCUUUUGCCCUAAGGGAUGAAAAUCUGAAAGGAGUUGUGUACACUACACGCCCACUACGAGAGGCAGAGACCUAUCGCAUGAAGGUUCGAGCUUUAUCCUACAGUGCCAAUGGGACCAUUGAGUAUCAGACCACAUUCAUAGUUUAUAUAGCAGUGUCUGCCUAUCCCUACUAGGAGAUACUCCAGAACCUAGUCCGAACAUUUAAAUUGCAUUAAUCCUGGCAAUUGAAGACCCCUGCAGCUAUCUAUCUCUUGAACAGUUGCAAUCUUGGCAACUUGAAAAUGGUGCUGUACUCUGUAACCUGUUUGUUCCUUCGUACUGCUGAGAUGUCUGUCUGAUCCAACUAUGGUCAUCUAUCUUUCAGUAAGGCCUAGAAGAGUCCUUUGCUAUUUUCUUUAUUUAUUACACUGGAGCAGUUACUUCCCAAAGAUUAUUCUGAUCAGCUCGUAGGACAUUUCAUUGAUGUUGUAUAGUAGCAUAGCAGAUAAGAUUUUCAUGGAAACAAUAUUAAAAAAACUAAUUCAAAUAAAUUUUUCCAGUAUUUGGCUAUUCUUAGAAUAGUAAAACCAGUUAUUAUAUGUUUUGAUAAAAGCUUAUGGCAUAAUUUAAGAUUUUUAAAAUAUUAAUAUACAACUUAGACAUCUCCUUUCAAGGUUUUUUUUGUGUCAAUUUUAAAGUUAAAAGAGAAACCCCACUAUUUUGAAAUACAGUACAGAUGUAAGUUUGUUUAAUCCUUGUUGGAGCUUAGCAUGAUCAAAUACUCAAGAUACAUUCCCAGUGGUUUUGUGAAAUUAUCUGAACCUUUCACUAUGUUAUCAGAAAGUUACUUCCCCUUUAGGCAGUAACCGAUGGUGUGGGUCUUUGGCAUUUCAAUAUAACAUUUUAUUCACUCAGCUCCAUAACUUUUACAUUCCAUAUUUUUUAAUUUUAAUACAUAUCAAUAGAACAGAUUUCUUGAAUAUUUAUAAUCAUAUAUGUUCAAGUUAACAUGUUAAACGUCAAUACACUGUACAUGGAGGUAACAGACUCUGUAAGCAAUUGUCAAGAUGUAUUCUAUUUUUAUGAAGUGUAUAUAUUACCUUAGUGUGUAUUUUCUAUAUAAUAUCUUGAUGGACUCUUUUAUAAAAUUAUUUUAUAAAAAAUUACACUGAAAUCAGCCUAAAUAAAAAUUU
Molecule: messenger RNA, 14469 nt
Organism: Microtus ochrogaster (prairie vole)
Lineage: Eukaryota; Metazoa; Chordata; Mammalia; Rodentia; Cricetidae
Gene: Hmcn1
Product: hemicentin 1
Biological process (GO): homophilic cell-cell adhesion; synapse organization
Cellular component (GO): neuronal cell body; plasma membrane; axon
Molecular function (GO): calcium ion binding; axon guidance receptor activity
Source: RefSeq, a predicted model, not a curated record